UCUACUUAGAAACGUCACAUCUGCUGUUUCAUCUUCUGUCUCCUCUUCACACACACACACACCCUCAAACACACACACACACUCACACACUCACACUCUGCAGCUCCUCUUUUCCUCACUGGAACUUUUUCUUCUGAAAACUUUCUCCGGAACUUUUCUCUUGCUCCGGUGCAUUGAGCAGAGAGGAGCCUCAGCAGGAGCAGCAGCAGCAGGACAGAUGUUUUCACUUUGACCUCCGCCUCCUCUUCCUCCUCCUCCUCUGCCUCGUCUGGUGUCUGAGCAGCAGUGGAGGACGGAGACAGAGACAAUGGACACACAUCCAGUCAUGUGAGUGAUCUGCAUCAAGGACCAAAUCAAUCUGAGUUGCCUCCAUCUCAUAGAGACUUCUCAGCCCCGUAGCAAACAGGUGAUGAGGAGGAGGAUGGUGGCGAUGAGGAGGAUGCUCCACGUGAAGGGAGAUGUGAUGUGCACGAUGCUGCUGUUGGUUGUGUUCUGUCUGCUGCUCUACGUUCGACAGGUGGCCGUCUCCUCUGGGUGGGACAGACCUCAGUGGAAGCUGGAGAUCCACGGCUCCACCAGCCCCAGUCGGACACUGCUGGGGGCCAGGGGGGCCAAAGGGGGCCAGGAGUCUCAAGAGUUCCCCUCCAGCCCGUCGGAGCCACAGCUGCCUGCCUGUAAGCCCCAGUCCAAGUCCAAAGCCCCUCAGGCCAAGUCCAAAGCUCCUCAGGCCAAGUCCAAAGCUCCGCUCAAAUCUAAGGGGAAAUCAAAGUCGCGAAGGAAGAAUGCUGUACCGACCAAACCUGCUGCCAAGCCCCUGCCCACGAUGCCACCGUUUGACUUCGAAGGCUACUUGAGAGAGAAGGACAACAGGGACUUCAAUCUGCUCAUCGACCAGCCGGAGAAAUGUCACAUCCGAGGAGCAGAGGAGGAAGAAGGAGGCGAAGCUCCCUACAUGCUCAUCGCAGUCAAAUCUGUGGCGGCAGAUUUUGACAAGCGUCAGGUGGUCCGUCGGACAUGGGGGAAAGAGGGCCUGUUCCCGAACAGCGUUACCAUUCGUACCGUUUUCCUGCUCGGGGUUCCCAGGAAUCGAACGGCUCUGCCUCUGUGGGAUCGCCUCCUCACCUACGAGAGUCAAACGUUCCGGGACAUCCUGCUCUGGGACUUUGAGGAUACCUUCUUCAACCUGACACUGAAGGAAACACAUUUUCUGAAAUGGGUGAACAGCAGCUGUCCUCAAGUCAAGUUCAUUUUCAAGGGUGACGCUGACGUGUAUGUGAAUGUGGAGAACAUAUUGGAGAUGCUCCAAGGUCAAAAGCCAGAGGAGGAUCUGUUUGUCGGGGAUAUUAUCAUUCAUGCCAAACCCAUUCGCCGACGUAGCUCCAAGUAUUACGUGCCGGAGUUCAUGUAUGGGGGGGGUCUGUACCCAAACUACGCUGGAGGAGGAGGGUUUGUGAUGUCGGGGCUUACGGCUCGGAGACUGAGCUCUGCCUGUCAACAGGUGGAGCUGUUCCCCAUUGAUGAUGUCUUUCUGGGAAUGUGCCUCCAGCUGAUCGGCGUCAAACCGUCACGUCACCAGGGCUUCCGGACCUUUGGGAUUCCCCGGCCGUCGGCAGCGCCCCACCUUCAGACGUUCAACCCCUGUUUCUACAGAGAACUCAUGGUGGUCCACAGCCUCAGUGUCCCGCAGAUCUGGCUCAUGUGGAACCUCCUGCACGACCCCGACCUGAGCUGCCACAACCGGAGCAGCCUGACGUCUUCGGCCUUCAAGUGGAGGGGGAGGACGGGGGAGGAGACGGGGGAGGUUACGGGGGAGGAGACGGGGGAGGUUACGGGGGAGAAGACGGGGGAGGAGACGGACUACGGCGAGAAGCGGGUGUUCGUCAUGCAUUAAGGACAGAGUGGGAUCUGCAAGAGCUCCAGUGAAUACAAAAUGGUGGUGCUCAUGCUGGAUUUGUGGCCAAAUGGAAAACAGGAUGACGUGUUCACAGCUGAGUCCUGGGAGAUUUUAUCCAGAUCCUGGCAGAUCAACUCGGGGGAAAUUAAUCGGCAAAUGUCCUUCAAACUUGAAAUCCAAAAGAGUAUUGAGGCUUUUGCCACGUGAGCCCUCAUCUGUCUGUUGAGUCUCUGGACUUUUGAAUGUUUUAUCUAAUCAGAAUGUGUUGUGUUACUACAGAGUGACCCUUAAGGUUCACCAUACUUCCCACUGUGAGUCUGUACAUGCUCACGUCCCAUUCAAACUUAAAUGAGGGUUUGUACCAACUAACCAUUCCAUUCCAAUAAGUGGAUAUUUGUACCUGGAGCAUCUGCAGGAAACAAAUUUCCAGCUGCACACAGACGUCUGCGGACGGGUUUGGGAUGACAUUAACGCCAUGAGGACCAUAGUGGACCCCAGUGG
Molecule: messenger RNA, 2395 nt
Organism: Pleuronectes platessa (European plaice)
Lineage: Eukaryota; Metazoa; Chordata; Actinopteri; Pleuronectiformes; Pleuronectidae
Gene: b3gnt9
Product: UDP-GlcNAc:betaGal beta-1,3-N-acetylglucosaminyltransferase 9
Exons: 8
Coding region: 410-1891 (493 amino acids)
Cellular component (GO): membrane
Molecular function (GO): hexosyltransferase activity
Source: RefSeq, a predicted model, not a curated record